Molecule: messenger RNA, 462 nt
Organism: Clarias gariepinus (North African catfish)
Lineage: Eukaryota; Metazoa; Chordata; Actinopteri; Siluriformes; Clariidae
Gene: rps21
Product: ribosomal protein S21
Exons: 6
Coding region: 155-406 (83 amino acids)
Biological process (GO): translation; endonucleolytic cleavage in ITS1 to separate SSU-rRNA from 5.8S rRNA and LSU-rRNA from tricistronic rRNA transcript (SSU-rRNA, 5.8S rRNA, LSU-rRNA); endonucleolytic cleavage to generate mature 3'-end of SSU-rRNA from (SSU-rRNA, 5.8S rRNA, LSU-rRNA)
Cellular component (GO): ribosome; cytosolic small ribosomal subunit
Molecular function (GO): structural constituent of ribosome
Source: RefSeq, a predicted model, not a curated record
UGCACUGAAGGGAACGCACUUCGUUAUCGUCGCCUGCUUCACGCGCACGAUCUCUGUUAACGUCACUUCCUGCUCCCGCCGCUUUCUUCCUUUUCCGUCAGCCAUUCGUGAUCUGCGGUCUAAACAGCCUUAACGGCAAUCAGGAGUCUACACCAUGCAGAACGACGCUGGAGAAUUCGUGGACCUGUACGUGCCUCGCAAAUGCUCUGCGAGCAACAGGAUUAUUGGUGCAAAGGACCAUGCUUCUAUCCAGCUCAACAUUGCUGAGGUUGACAAAGUCACAGGCAGGUUCAAUGGCCAGUUCAAGACCUACGCCAUCUGUGGCGCUAUUCGUAGAAUGGGUGAGGCUGAUGACUCUCUCCUGAGGCUGUCAAAGAACGACUCAAUUGUGUCAAAGAACAUCUAGGUUCAAGGAAAAACACCUGAAAGUUCUUUGUAAAAUAAAAUGUAAAAAAAAUAAAA